GGAAGGACCCUGGCCAGGCAUAGCCAUCCCUGGGCGGGGCAGCAUUUCCCAGCGCUGACUCAGUCCCCGAGUUCAUCCAUAGGACACUACAUGGUUAACCAGUAACCACACGCCCUCGCUCCACCCACAAAGCCAUUAUAGCCCAUGUCCAGGCCAAGGGCGUGUCACAGGCUAACAUGGGCGUCCGGGAAGAAGUGAUGUCCCGAUAUCCCCACUCAGCCCAACAGCCGCACCUGGGCAGCCUGAGCCCCUUCUUGCUCACCUGCGCCGCCUACUUCUUCCUCUGGAUCCCUGAGGACCCGCCGUCCAGGGUGGGCGCUCUGGUCAAGUGCCUGCCGGUGCUGUGCCUGGUGGGGCUCCUGCGGGCGAACCCCGGCUCUGGCUCCGGUGGGGGCUACAGCCUUCGCCUGCAGGUGGCCCUGCUCUUCUCGGCCCUCGGGGAUGUCUUCCUCAUCUGGCCCAAGAACUUCCUGUAUGGCUGCGCCGCCUGCGCCAUGGCCCAGCUGCUCUAUAUCUGGGCCUUUGGGAUGAGACCCCUGCGGCCCAACCUCCUGCUGCCCAUCAUCCUGGCCUCCCUCCCGUUCUCCGGGAUCCUGCUGCUGUACUUCUCCUCGAGCCUGGUCCUGCCCCUGUCGGCCUACGUGCUGGCCCUGUCCACCACGCUGUGGCGCGGCCUGUGCCCGUUCCACCUGCUGUCCAUCUUCCUGGCCUCCCUCCCGUUCUCCGGCCUCCUCCUGCUGCACCUCCCGCCAGACCUGGUGCUGCCCGUGUCGGCCUACGCGCUGAUCCUGUCCACCAUGCUGUGGCGGGGCCUGGCCAGGGGCGGGAGCGCCCGCUGGGGCGCCCUGCUCUUCGCCGCCUCCGACUCCCUGCUGGCCUGGCACACCUUUGUCCAGCCCCUGGCCCACGGCCGCCUGCUGAUCAUGGCCACCUACUACAUCGCCCAGCUCUUCAUCACCCUGUCCGCCUUCCAGAGCCCCAAGCUCAAGACUGACUAACCAGGGGCCCCGACCAGCCGGCGUCCGCCUGUUCCCCUCCUGCAGGGGCCCGGAACCAGACGCCGUGGGGGCUGGAGCCAGGCUCGCAGACUCGCCUGCAUACCUCCGUCCACCUAUGGGAACCGUUUGCAGAAUUCCAGAUGCACCGCCGAGUUCCGAAUGCCUUCCCUCGGUUCUGAUUCCCGUUUCCAGGCCCAGGCUGGGCCUCCCCAAGCCCCGCCCGCUCCUGUGACCACCGGGCCCCCCAGUCUGUAGGGAAGCACGGGAGACUCAGCUGGAAAGUCUGUAAGGAGGAAAUUCCGAAAAGGGACGUGGGCUGAAGGCGGACACGCUGUCUAUCAGAAUUCCGACUUGGAGUUUGGCCAAAGCGGCCGCCCCUAAUUGUUCCGUGACCUUUCCCACCAAGUCCGUGCAUGUGCGGCCCCCCAGGUGUUUGCCGGAAUCCUUAUGCUUAAUCUUCGGGUGUCCUUGCCUAGAGGACACUGCAGACACAUGUGCCCUCCCAAGAUUGCCCUACUGACUGUUUCUAAAAGGUAAACUGUAUCUCAAACGGCUGCUGCAAUAAAAGCCCGAGGAGGCAGGCGAACGGGGCUGACUGGUUCCUUCAGCCAAGCUGUCCCUUAGCCCUCUCUUUCACAGCA
Molecule: messenger RNA, 1639 nt
Organism: Myotis davidii
Lineage: Eukaryota; Metazoa; Chordata; Mammalia; Chiroptera; Vespertilionidae
Gene: TMEM86B
Product: transmembrane protein 86B
Exons: 3
Coding region: 177-998 (273 amino acids)
Cellular component (GO): membrane
Source: RefSeq, a predicted model, not a curated record